AUGCCCGACCAUGAAGCCCUUCCGCUACGUACGACAGUUCUUGUAGUCGGGGCAGGCCCCGUCGGGCUCUCUCAUGCAAUUGCGUUGCUCGAACAAGGGAUCACCGAUUUCAUCAUUGUUGACAAACUUGAAGAGGCACAGAACUCAUCUAGAGCAUUCGCAGUGCAUGCUGCUACUCUAGAGGCUCUCGACUCCAUCAAUAUGGCUCACACCCUCGCCGAACAUUGUGCAAAAGCCAAGUCCCUGCACAUACUCUCCCAAUCCCUGUCACCGCUUAUCUCGUUCGAUUACUAUGGCGGACUUAAACAGUACACUGAGUUUCCGUAUAUGUAUAUCGUGCCACAAAAUGUGUUGGAGGCAGUGUUUACGAGGCGGUUGAAGGAGAAGGGGAUCGAAGUGAGGAGGGGUGAGGGGUGGAAAGCUGUUGGAAUGAGGGGAUGUGAGGGUGAGAACGGCGAGGUGGGUGAUGAUGAGGUGGUGGUGAUUUUUGAUGGUGGGCAGAAGAUUGUGGCGAAAUAUGUUAUUGGCGCGGAUGGAGCGAAAAGUAUUGUUCGCCAACUUGCAUGCAUACCGUUCGAGGACCCACAUGCAUCAUCAUCAUCUACGCCCACAUCCAUGUCUACGACCACUGAACAAAUAAUCAAUGCAGACGUAACGUUCACCUCACCCCUCAAUCUGCCUCCACACGAUGAUCAAUCCUCACGGGACUACGAAAUGACGAUCAUAAUCUCCCCCGGCACAUUCGUCCUCCUCGCACCAUUCCCCGAACCGACUUUGUCUUCCACACAACUCCAACCUUCCAGCCGAACCGAUACCAGCCAUGCUCCCGGAACGAAACCCGCAACCUUCUCCUCUUCCUCUUCACCUUCCCAAUCAUCUACUCCGCCUCGCACUUACCGCUUAGCAGCCGCCAUCCCUCCCUCUCUCGGUCGUCCACCCGAUAACCCCCCACUAUCCUACAUUCAGGAGAUGUUCGACCGUUUCGGACCCCGACUCCCUCCCGUCACUAACUCUCAGGAUGAAAAUGGACACGCUCUGGACGGCAGAAUAAGAAUCGAGAAAGUCUCAUGGAGCGUGCGAUUCAGGACGACGUCGGCCGUCGCGGAUCAGUUCUUCACUCGAUUUCCUCGUGCAGCGAAUCAUCAUCGACAGGACGCUGGUUCGGUAGAUAACAAUCAUUCGGGAGCUGGACAAAGAGCAGGACCUGGAGCGGUGUUAUUCUUGAUUGGUGACGCGGCGCACGUACAUCCACCAGCAGGAGGUCAAGGCAUGAACCUCGGCAUUCGGGACGCACUGUUUCUCGCGCCCGUACUCGCCACUCACAUCCGUCAACAUCGUUCGUCGUCAUUUGCUACGACUAAGACGACAAACGGAUCGUCACCCCCCUCGACCGCGGAUGGGAAGGUAGACAAUUCACCAGCGAAGAAUGAAACGAUAGACGACUUGGCGCUCGAAGCUUACGCCGCUCAACGUCGCGAACGCGCCCUCUUCGUUAUCGGACUCGCAAACGGAAUGAUGAAUAGUAUUGCGAGGGCGGGUGGGAAUGCAGUUAGGAUGGUGGGCGGAUUAUUUGCUUGGGUUUGGUCUGUUACGAUGGGGAGGUUGGUGAUUGGACCGCCUGCUACUACUUCGACGUUGGCUCCGUCGGUGCCUGAGGAGGGAAGAAGCGAGGAGAGUGGCGGCGUGCACGGUAGUGAUGAUGGUGCGCGUGGUACCAGCAUUGAAAAAGGUAGGGAGGGAGGUAGUGAAGGGAGAACAACAGCAGGCGGUAAUGCUACUGUGAGAGGUGGGCAUAGGAAUGCAAAAGGAUGGUCGUAUGAGUCGAGCAGGGUCGUGCUCGAAUGGGGAUUGUGGAGUGUUGGGAGGAUUGGAUUUGUGAGGCGGUAUAUUGGAUGGAGGUUAGGUGGAUUGAACCAUCGAUGAAUGGGACACAGCUGCUUGGUAGGCCGUUAGUGGGGGCGGUUGUUAGGUAAAACGUUGACUCGGGAGUCGUGACGUUCCGGAACAAUACCAAAAUACGUCUAUUUUAUCUGGACAUCUCCGUCGCUGGGCCUCUGAUUAAUGGACUAUUACUGUGGCUUUCUCGCGCACGUGUACUUACAAGGAGUCUUUGAGGGUCACACAUAUAUGUAGGAAAGACCGCCCGAGUCUCGAGUCUCGGAGUUACGGUCUCAG
Messenger RNA from Stereum hirsutum FP-91666 SS1, 2175 nucleotides. Its product is annotated as FAD/NAD-P-binding domain-containing protein. The record is from RefSeq and is a predicted model, not a curated record. NCBI's taxonomy places the organism in Eukaryota, Fungi, Basidiomycota, Agaricomycetes, Russulales, Stereaceae. The transcript has 3 exons. Bases 1 to 1923 code for a protein of 640 amino acids. Gene Ontology annotation, molecular function: FAD binding.